This is a messenger RNA of Thermothelomyces thermophilus ATCC 42464, 1878 nucleotides long. RefSeq lists its product as uncharacterized. The record is from RefSeq and is a predicted model, not a curated record. Lineage: Eukaryota; Fungi; Ascomycota; Sordariomycetes; Sordariales; Chaetomiaceae. The coding region runs from base 67 to 1860 and encodes 597 amino acids. The transcript is spliced from 2 exons.
UCUGUCGCCGCCGCCCGGAAAUUUCUCUCGACAGCCUCUAAUGCACCAGACCGAUUUGCCUCGCCCAUGGCCCCGACACCAUUUGUCUGCACCAGCUGCGCCCGGGCCCUCCGAACAAAUGCGGUCGCUCGCACAAACGCACUUCCAAGACCGCGCCGUUACCUCUCACAAUCUGCCCCCGCUGCCACUGCCCCUCCCGCAGGCACUGCCGAAGCUUCUGGCUCGAGCUCCUCCGGAUGCCAAAGCAGCAAUGUGCCGGAUAGCCCGCCCAAUCCUUCUGGCUCGACCACCGACUCGGGGUCCGAGCCGGGCGCCAUGACGAGCCGCCUCGAGCAAGCGACCGAAGAAGCUCUGCUGACUGGUGGCCGCGCCGGGCGCCGGGCCAUCGAAGAAGCCGGCUUCAGUGAGGAGCUCAAGGCAAGGCUGCUCGACAAGGUGGCUGGCGCCCAGUUCCAGCACGAGCACUCGGGCGCGCUGGCGGAGGCUGGCAUUACCUCGCGCAUCCCGGACUCGGCGGGGCCGGGCACACGGGCCAUGGCGACAGCGCGGCCGUGGACGGGACAGGAGACGACCGAGGACGCGGUGCUGCGGAUGCUGGACGACGCGCAUAAGCCGCUGGCGCCGGGGCAGAGGGGGAAGGGCAAGCCGCCCGUGCCGCGGCCGGUUGACAUGCGGAUCCGCAGGGAGGUCGUCAUGACGCCCGGCCAGCGCGCGGCCGGCGCGCGGGACAAGGCGCAGGCGUAUGCGGGGAUGGGGCUGAAGGACAUCGGGCUGACCGAGGAGGAGAAGGAGGAGAUGAGGAGGGAGUUCCGGGAGCGCUUCACGCCGGGGUUCAGGGCCAUGCCCAGCACGCUGACGGGGCUGGCCUCGCUGGCCAACGAGCGGAUCGAGGACGCGAUCGCAAGGGGCCAGUUCAAGAACAUACCACGCGGCAAAGGGGUGGAGAGAGAUAGCAGGGCAGAUAACCCCUUCAUCGAUACUACAGAGUACAUCAUGAACAAGAUGAUCAAGCGCCAGGACAUUGUGCCGCCGUGGAUCGAGAAGCAGCAGGAGCUCAUCAAGGCGGCUGAGAACUUCCGCGGCCGCCUGCGCAACGACUGGAAGCGGCACGUGGCCCGCAUGAUCGCCUCGCAAGGCGGCACCCUCGAGCAGCAGAUGGCGCGGGCAAACGCCUACGCGCGCGCCGAGGAGGCCUGCAACCCGCGGCGGAGGGGGCCGGAGCAGAUCUCCAUCCCGACCAGCACGACCGACGACGCGGUCAAGCUCCACACCAGCGCUCCUUCCUCGCCCGGCCCCUCGCCGUCAUCAUCAUCAUCGUCAUCAUCGGCUUCCUCUUCUUCCUCACCCGCGUCGUCGACCUCACAAGAAGAAGAAGAAGCAGCCGCCGCCGACCGGUCCCUCCCGACGCGCCCGUUCCGCGACCCGGACUGGGAGGCGGCCGAGCGGUCGUACAUGACGCUGGCCAUCGACAGCCUCAACGCGCUCACGCGCUCCUACAACCUGAUGGCGCCCGAGCUGGCCCGCAAGCCCUACUUCUCGCUCGAGCGCGAGCUGCGCGCCUGCUUUGCUGACGUAGCCCCCCAAGUCGCCGACGAGAUCCGCGCCCGCGCCACCCGUCCGGCCCGCGACCUCGUCAACGACCACCCGUUCGGCGGCGGCGGCGGCGGCUGGGGUGCGGGGAAGAAGGGGGGUGGCCAAGGCUCGGGCGGAGGCGGGGGAGGCCUGGGGUCGUCGUUAUUUGGCGGCGGGUUCAGCUCAGGCAUCAGCGUCGAGGAGGGCAAGGAGAAGGAGUACGGAUUCCGGGAAUUCUGGCGGGAUCUGUUUGGCGGGCGGAGCAAGAGCAAGAAUAAGCAGGGGUAAGGAAAAAAGAAAAGGGAG